GCCAUGUCUAGCGUCACCACGGCCGGCAGCGCGGAGGAGCACUCCGUCUCCGUCGAGGAGUUCGCCGGCACGCGCCUUUCUCUCGGGAUCGGCGGCGGCGAAGGGAGCCGGCCGCGGACGGUGCAGCUGUUCGGCGAGGUGCUGUCGCUGCAGGACGACGACGACGACGACGACGACCGUGAUGCAGCACGUCACCGGGAGCCCGCGGCGCCGGCGGGCAGGAAGAAGAGAGACGCCUCUACUGCCGCUGUUGGUAGUAGACAGAACAAGAAGGCAAGGACGUUCCAGGGCGGCGACCGACGUAGCCCGCCGAGCGGCGGCGGCGGUAGGAAGAAGCUCCGGCUCACCGGCGCGCAGGCCGCCAUGCUCGAGGACAGCUUCCGCGCCCACAACAUCCUCUCUCAUGCGGAGAAGCAGGAGCUAGCUCGUCGGGUGGGUCUGAGCGCGCGGCAGGUGGAGGUGUGGUUCCAGAACCGGCGGGCAAGAACUAAGCUCAAGCAGACGGAGGUCGACUGCGAGCUGCUCCGCCGCUGGUGCGACCGCCUCGCCGACGAGAACGCGGGACUCCGGCGAGACCUCGCCGACCUCCGGGCGUCCGCCAGGCUCGCCGUAUGCGCCGCAUGCCGCGACAAGCAGGUCACCGCCCGCGCCGGCGAGAUGGCCUGAGGGAAUGGCCGUUACUGACACCAAUCAAGCAAGGGAUCCCUGCCGUGGCUUGGGCCGGCCGGCCGGCCUCACCUAUCGAGCCAUUUGCAUGGUGACAUGCAUGCUGCUGGAAGACGGGCAUGAACCGCUGCGACGAAAUGUUUCAAGACACGGAGGAAGAGUCAGGUUCCGCCCGAACAAGAAGAGUUCGAGGCAGGACAGAACGAGAAUGAAUCGGAGGCGACGGCACACCGGCCCCGGCAAGGACCAAAGCAAGUCAGCAACACCGCGCCACUGCCCACCUCGCGUCCAAGCAUGGAUCGAGAGGCACAUGACUUUGGAACAGUUUCGUUCUCGGCUACAUCUCCUCACUCGCCCCUUGCACCGACAGAGCCGGCCUAUAUUCCUCUGGUCUAUUCCCAACCAAGAUGCAGAAACACCGGUAGCUACAACAUCGUUGUGUUCGACGACGACAUUCAAGGCAGCCCACUUUUUUUUCUUUCUAAUAAAUUUUGUAGUAAUGCUCCUGUUGGGAAACGAUGUCCUCCCUCGGUUCCAAAUUACUAUUCAUUUUGACU
Messenger RNA from Setaria italica (foxtail millet), 1223 nucleotides. RefSeq names its product putative homeobox-leucine zipper protein HOX26. Lineage: Eukaryota; Viridiplantae; Streptophyta; Magnoliopsida; Poales; Poaceae. Gene Ontology annotation, molecular function: DNA-binding transcription factor activity, RNA polymerase II-specific; sequence-specific DNA binding. Bases 4 to 666 code for a protein of 220 amino acids. The transcript has 2 exons. Gene Ontology annotation, biological process: regulation of DNA-templated transcription. The record is from RefSeq and is a predicted model, not a curated record.